Schizophyllum commune H4-8 is the source of this 652-nucleotide messenger RNA. RefSeq lists its product as uncharacterized. Lineage: Eukaryota; Fungi; Basidiomycota; Agaricomycetes; Agaricales; Schizophyllaceae. The transcript has 2 exons. The coding region runs from base 41 to 604 and encodes 187 amino acids. The record is from RefSeq and is a predicted model, not a curated record.
CUGAUCUCUCACCGCGCAGACCCUCGCGUACUCCUCUACGAUGUCCAGGUCAAUUGAUUGCCUCGGCGUCUACGACAUCCUCCUUCAGAUCUGCGUCGAGCUGGAGACGCAGCGCAGUCUUCGGUCAUUAGCGGCGGUAGCAGUGACGGAUCGGGCGAUCAGCUCUACCGCUCUCGAUGUGCUUUGGGAGCGGCAAAGCUCGUGGGUGCGGCUGCUCAAGACACUCGAAGAGCAUCGCCUGGUCGCAGGGUCGGAUCGUACGGAGCUGAUGAUCGCCGACCCUAUCAGGCGAGCGUCCUGGUCUCGCAUGCAAACGUACGCAGCUAGGAUCAAGGUCUUGUACGCGCGAUGCAGUGACUCUGGGGAUGGAAGUGUGGAUAUUGCCGAUGUCACAGUUCGGACACUCCUCAUACGAUCCGGCGGUAGGCGCAUCAUCCCUGACUUGCGCGAGUACCGGUCUUCCUGGCAAAGAUGCCCUUCCGGCCUCGAUUCUUUCCCAUUUCUCUUCAUCGGUCCCCCCUCAGAGACCUAUGCUUUAAAAUCGAUAACUCCCCGCACUGUGCAACCAUUCUCGCAAGCUUGCCGUCUUUGUGCCCAGACCUGACGAAUUUGACUGUACUCGCAAGAGCUGAUUUCAUGAUUUCGAUCGGCA